This is a messenger RNA of Condylura cristata (star-nosed mole), 338 nucleotides long. RefSeq names its product S100 calcium binding protein Z (gene S100Z). Gene Ontology annotation, molecular function: calcium ion binding. The transcript is spliced from 2 exons. Lineage: Eukaryota; Metazoa; Chordata; Mammalia; Eulipotyphla; Talpidae. Gene Ontology annotation, cellular component: cytoplasm. Bases 39 to 338 code for a protein of 99 amino acids. The record is from RefSeq and is a predicted model, not a curated record.
GCUGGCCUGCCCUGGGCACUGGUCAGCCUGCUGCCAACAUGCCCAGCCCGCUGGAGAUUGCCAUGGACACCAUGAUUAGAACCUUCCACCAGUACUCUUCUAAGGAAGGGGACCAGUUCAAGCUCAACAAGGGGGAGCUGAAAAUGCUCCUGCAGCGAGAGCUGCCAGAAUUCCUCUUGUGCCAAAAGGAUCCCCAGAUGGUUGAUAAGAUAAUGCAGGACCUGGAUGCCAAUAAGGACAAUGAAGUGGAUUUUAAUGAAUUUGUGGUCAUGGUGGCAGCUCUGACAGUUGCUUCUAAUGAUUAUUUUGUAGAACAAUUGAAGAAAAAAGGAAAGUAG